CAAUCAAUAAAAGACACCCUAAUAAAUAAUAUAUAAGAAGAAGAAGGGGAAGGAAAAAAACCCUAAUUUCCCCCAACCAGCCAUGGAUCUCUCCUCCCCCCUCCUCCGGAGCCUGAAGCUGAAAACGAAGCAGCAGGAGCUCCUCCUCCGCGCCUCCAUCCUCGCCGUCGUCUACAUCCUCGCCUUCGCCGUCCGCCUCUAUUCCGUCCUCCGCUACGAGUCCAUGAUCCACGAGUUCGACCCUACUUCAACUACCGGAGCCACCCUCUUCCUCACCGAGAAGCUUCUACGAGUUUGGAACUGGUUCGACUCCGAGUUGUACCCCCUCGGCCGCAUCAUCGCGGGCAACCCUCUAACCCCGGCCUCAUGGUCACGCGCUGCCGCGAUCUACUCCGCCCUCCGGUUCCUCCGCCUCUUCGUCCACAUCCGGGAGGUCUGCGUGCUGACCGCCCCCUUCUUCGCCUCCAACACCACCGUCGUCGCCUACUUCUUCGGGAAGGAGAUCUGGGACACCGGCGCAGGGCUCGUCGCCGCCGCGCUGAUAGCCGUCUGCCCGGGCUACAUUUCCAGGUCCGUGGCGGGGUCCUACGACAACGAGGGGGUGGCGAUAUUCGCGCUCCUUGCUGACCUUCUACCUGUGUUCGUGAAGGCCGUGCCAGCGGGUCCAUUGUGGAGCCUGGCCGCGGCGUUCGGGUACUUUUACAUGUCGGCGUGGGGAGGGUACGUGUUCAUCAUCAACCUGCUGCCGCUCUAACGUGCUGGUGCUGCUGUGACGGGGAGGUACUGAUGAGGCUUAGUAGCGUACGCGUACUGCUGGCACUACGUCAUCCGGGAUGCUGCCUCGCCAAUCGGGCAGAUACCGGGUUUGUUGGGUUUGCAGCACGUGCAGUCCGGGGAGCAUAUUGGCGGCCAUGGGCGUGUUUUCUUGAUGCAGGUAUUUUACUUCCUGGACUGGGUGAAAUAUAUGUUAAGUGACACUAAACUGUUUCAGUCCUUUUUGAGAAUAACUUUAACAUGUGCAAUAAGUGUUGGCAUUCUUGCUCUUGGAGUUGGCACAGCAACUGGGUAUAUAUCUCCUUGGACCGGACGAUUUUAUUCCUUGCUUGAUCCAACAUAUGCCAAGGACCAUAUCCCCAUCAUUGCGUCGGUUUCUGAGCAUCAACCAACGGCAUGGUCAUCCUUUAUGUUUGACUACCAUAUUCUCCUUUUCCUUUUCCCAGCAGGCCUCUACUUCUGCUUUAAGCGUUUGUCCGAUGCUACAAUAUUCAUAGUCAUGUAUGGCCUUACAAGCUUGUAUUUUGCUGGUGUGAUGGUCCGUCUUAUUCUUGUAGCUACACCAGCUGUUUGCCUCAUUAGUGCAAUUGCAGUAUCAGCUACUGUGAGGAAUUUAACAUCUCUAGUGCGGGUGAAGAGCAAAGCUCUCCAGGGUGCUUCCAGCAAAGGUUCAGCUAGCUUGAAAGCAUCAGCUAAGGCAGCAGCACAGGAUCAGUCUCUACCUUACCAGAGAAACGUUGCUAUGGUUCUGCUGGUUGGAGCUCUAUAUUGGUUUAGUAGAUAUGUUGUACACUGCACCUGGGUCACAUCUGAGGCAUAUUCUUCUCCAUCUAUUGUCUUGGCUGCAAGGGGUGCUCGGGGUGACAGGGUCAUUUUUGACGAUUACCGUGAAGCAUAUUAUUGGCUUCGUCAAAAUACUCCUCAAGAUGCUAAAAUCAUGUCCUGGUGGGAUUACGGAUACCAGAUCACUGCCAUGGGAAACAGAACUGUGAUUGUAGACAAUAAUACAUGGAAUAAUACACAUAUUGCUACUGUUGGGCGGGCGAUGUCAUCAUAUGAAGAUGAGGCAUAUGAGAUUAUGCGGUCACUGGAUGUGGAUUACGUUCUUGUUGUAUUUGGAGGUGUCACAGGUUAUUCUUCCGAUGAUAUUAACAAAUUUCUUUGGAUGGUACGGAUUGGUGGUGGAGUCUUCCCUGUAAUAAAGGAACCAGAUUAUCUUGUUAAUGGCGAGUAUCGGGUUGAUAAAGGCGCGGCGCCCAAAAUGCUGAACUGCCUCAUGUAUAAACUUUCUUACUACCGGUUUGGGGAGCUUACAACAGAGUAUGGGAAGCCCCCUGGCUAUGAUCGAGCAAGAGGAGUGGAAAUCGGUAACAAGGAUGUGAAGCUUGAGCACUUAGAAGAGGCCUUAACAACUUCAAACUGGAUAGUUCGGAUUUACAAAGUGAAACCUCCCAGCAACAGGUGGUGAUAACUUAAUGUCUCUAUUUAUCUUAGUCUUUUUUUCGAGGCUUUUAAGUUAGCUAUGAUGCCCGUGCUUGUGAAGAUUAAAAGGUUAAAACCCCACGAAAAUGGGCGUAUGUUUGGGGAAACAGUUUUGCUGAGAGUGCUUUUCUAGAUUAAAAUCUUGCUUUUAGAUGGAGAUUUUAAUUUAAGUGGGUAUGAGAAUUUUACUGUUCGAGAAUUUUAUUGUCGGAGAUGUUUGAUCUUUCGAGCAAUACCUGAGUACAUCAGUGGUUAGCAAUGUGAUAUGCUUGUGUUUUUGUGCAUGAGGGCUGAUCGCCAGUAUUCUGUAGCCUUCUGCAGAUUUUUUUUUCCGCUCCUUCAAUGAUCAAUAGAUACUUCUUGCGAA
This is a messenger RNA of Asparagus officinalis (garden asparagus), 2623 nucleotides long. RefSeq names its product dolichyl-diphosphooligosaccharide--protein glycosyltransferase subunit STT3B. Lineage: Eukaryota; Viridiplantae; Streptophyta; Magnoliopsida; Asparagales; Asparagaceae. Gene Ontology annotation, cellular component: membrane. Gene Ontology annotation, molecular function: oligosaccharyl transferase activity. The record is from RefSeq and is a predicted model, not a curated record.